Molecule: messenger RNA, 969 nt
Organism: Orbilia oligospora ATCC 24927
Lineage: Eukaryota; Fungi; Ascomycota; Orbiliomycetes; Orbiliales; Orbiliaceae
Exons: 2
Coding region: 1-969 (322 amino acids)
Molecular function (GO): protein binding
Source: RefSeq, a predicted model, not a curated record
AUGGGGGAUGUCAUUACAAGGACUGAACAUGUUCCAUCAUGCGACGAAUUAAAACAUGACUGCUCCUCCGAGAAUACGUAUGUCCGGGACGCCUCAUUGAAUUCUACUGGUGCAGUAUUCGACUCAAUAUUAAAAGAUGGCGUUAUCAAGAUCCAGAUACCGUCAGGAGAUACCUAUUGGGCCCACAAAACAGCUCUCGAACGGCAUAGUGAGUAUUUUAGUUGUCUUAGUUCGUCCAAACUGGUGGAAUCGCAGACCGGAACUGUAGAACUGGACGACCCGGAGGUGGAUAUACCUGAUGCAGUUGGGGCAUUUCUCGAAUAUUGCUAUGUUGGAGAUUACUCCGAGAAGGAUAGCAUCCCCAAAAACUUCCAACUGCAUGCCCAAGUUUACGUCUUUGCGGAGCGGACUCGAUGCCAACGCUUGAAAGCGAUGGCAUUAAGAAAGGCAACUUCAAUCUGUCAAAAACCCUUCCCCACCUCGUCUGGAGACGCAGAUAAGCUACUUGAAAUUUUUGAUCAGGUCAUUACUUUGGUGUAUAACCAUACUUCGGACCGUAGUGCUGCUGUGGUUUUCGGGAUCGAGAAUCUGAAGCCAGUGCCAUCCGCUCCCGGGCCCAACCCCCGAAUGGGAGAGAUGAUUCCGAGCUCCCUUUUUGGUCAAGUGCAAUGGCAACAUGCUACGGUAACGGCUUCAAGCACAAAAGAGUCUGUUCCAAAGGUGCCAAAAAGUUCCGCGGGAGAUGAUAUUGUUCGAGAUGGGUUUAGAAUGCUUUUGGCAGCAUAUUCUGCGACCCAUUUGGAAAAAUUUCGAGCAUCUCCGUCCUUCAUGAGAUUACACCGUUCAUUACCCGACUUUAGUUCCGACUUGAUUUUAUUCGUGCGACCUGGGGGGGAUAUCAGUACUGAUGAGAACGGGAUCCUAAGGAUUAAGUUUCGAAUGGUUGAAUUCCCACUCGAAGAGACUUAG